CACCGAGCCAGGUGAUGCUACAGCUGCAGCUUCGGAGGCGAAUCUGAUGAAAUGACACAGAAAAGAGUCCGUGAUUUUGUUCCGCUUCAGGAGAACACACUCAUUUAAAUCUUUUGACAUGAGUAUAUUAGACCGGACAGGCAGAUUAUUUUCAUUAGUAAUGAGUUUAUACAGCUAACCUGGGCCUGAAUGUGAUGAAGUGGCCUUUGGAGUUAGCUGUCAUGCUAAAGGAAAAUCCACCAGCUGUUUAUAUUUAUAUGUAAAUCAAAUUAUGUAGUUUUAUUAGAACGAAUAAAACCCCGGGAAAGGGACUCAAAUUUGCGACAGGAUGAAUCUGAAAAACUCACAGAGUUUCGGAGCGUCUUCUCCAUUGAAUGGACUCGGAAAACAAGCUGCUGAGUCCAGACAGAAGCGAAAGACAGCGGAGAUCGCACAUGCUUUAAAUAAGACACCCGUGGAUGUGGCCACUCUGAGGCGUAUGGCCAUCAGUGAAGGAGGACUGUUUACCGAUGAGAUCCGUCGUCAAGUGUGGCCCAGACUGCUCAACGUGUCUGUAGACAGCAUACCUGAGCAACUAGAGAAGGUAGAUCGAGAGAACAACAAAGAUUUUAAUCAGGUGCUUCUAGAUGUUCAGAGGUCCUUGAGACGCUUCCCUCCAGGAAUGCCAGAUGAGCAGCGUGAAGGCCUUCAGGAGGAGCUGAUCGAUAUUAUUCUACGGGUGCUUGUGAAUAACCCUCAACUGCACUAUUAUCAGGGUUACCAUGACAUUGUGGUGACCUUCCUUCUGGUGCUGGGGGAACGACUCGCCACUGCCCUGGUGGAGAAACUCUCCACUCACCAUCUCAGGGACUUUAUGGACCCCACAAUGGACAACACCAAACACAUCCUGAACUACCUGAUGCCCAUUAUAGAGAGAAUCAACCCAGAGGUCUUUGACUUUAUGCAACAAGCCGAGGUCGGCACCAUCUUUGCCCUCAGUUGGCUCAUCACCUGGUUUGGACACGUUUUGUCAGAUUUCCGCCACGUCGUCCGGCUGUACGAUUUCUUCCUGGCCUGCCAUCCUCUCAUGCCCAUAUACUUUGCUGCCGUGAUCGUAUUGUAUCGAGAGGAGGAGGUGUUGGACUGUGAGUGUGAUAUGGCCAUGAUGCAUCAUCUGCUGUCUCGUAUCCCAGAGGACCUGCCGUACGAGACUCUGAUCAGUCGGGCCGGAGAUCUGUUUGUUCAGUUUCCUCCGUCUGAGCUGGCCAGAGAAGCUGUCCAACAGCAGAGUCAACAAACCGCCGCCUCCACCUUCAAAGACUUUGAGCUGGCGUCGACACAGCAGCAUCCAGACAUUGUUCUUCGGAAAAGAAGGAAAGAGCAACAGCAGAUGCAACAACAACAACAGCGCCACCUGGAGGCCCAGCGAGGCACUGUAGCUGUGGUCCGGCCCACCGCGCGGCGCAUUGUGAAACUGGCGGUUAUGGGUUUGACUGUGGCGUUGGGGGCCGCAGCUUUGGCUGUGGUGAACUCUGCACUGGAAUGGGCACCGAAACUGGACUUACUCUUUCCUUGAAGGAGCCAAUUAACAGCACAGAACAACAGCAUCUCAUUUUGAAGAGUUUAUUUGAGAGGACUUGUGAAUAUUUCAUUUUUUUCAACUUUGAAGUCGGAUUAAUGGAGAUUAUAAUUAAAAAAGAUGUUUGUCACAAUGGUUGAGGCGUAGAAUCAGAAAUAUUCCCGAAAAGAGGACGAUGCAAUGGAAAUUUGUAAAUAUGUCACAUUUUAUUCAAUGCAACAACCUAUUUAACAACGUGCCUCAUUCAUGAAACCCAGGUAAAACAAAUGUCUGUGGAAAUUGUUUUAAAACAUUGGAUCUCACUUAUGUAACGUAGGUUAAACGAAUUUCUGUGUAAAAGUCGUUAAGAAAAAAUAUUGGAUCUCAUUCAUGAAAAGCAAGCAGAACAAAUUUUUGACAUUUUACAUCAUGUUUAUUGUUUGUUAAACCAUUUUUAUGUUAAUUGUCACAUUAAAUGCAACACAAAAAUUCGUUCAGCUUGCACUUCGUGAUCGAGGCCCCAUGUGUUUUAUUACCCUCUACUACCUGAUAGCCCCAGAAUAUUAAGACCAAAAUACUUUUGGAGACACAUUUAUAGAGAUUGCCAUUUAAUUACAUUUUUUAGGACACCUUGAUAUGUGUACACAACAUUUUAGUUGUAAAGCAACACUGAACACAAUCUUUUUACUAAGCUCAUAAUUUGUACGUUUAUGUUUUUUACACUACAUUUCCUUUCUCCAGAUCAGUUUAAUCGCAGUAUUUUAUUUAACAAUAAGUGCUCGUUUCCACUAAACAUCUCCUAAGCUUGGAGUAAAACAUCCAAGUGGUCAAUUAUUCUUCAUAUUUUAAUUAACCAACGUUGAUCUACUGUAUAUGAAUGCAUAAUUACUGCUGCUUUUAUUUUGCACUAAAGAAGACGCUUCUUGAUAAUUUUUUUGCACUUUGAGAAUUUCUUUCGGAUUCGCUCGAGUUAGUGUGUCACAAUGAACAUGUUGCUAAUUAUGUUUCAAUAAAAAAUACAAUUAUCCAU
Messenger RNA from Xyrauchen texanus (razorback sucker), 2567 nucleotides. RefSeq names its product TBC1 domain family, member 20 (gene tbc1d20). Lineage: Eukaryota; Metazoa; Chordata; Actinopteri; Cypriniformes; Catostomidae. The transcript is spliced from 8 exons. Gene Ontology annotation, molecular function: GTPase activator activity. The record is from RefSeq and is a predicted model, not a curated record. Gene Ontology annotation, biological process: endoplasmic reticulum to Golgi vesicle-mediated transport; positive regulation of GTPase activity. Gene Ontology annotation, cellular component: endoplasmic reticulum membrane. The coding region runs from base 329 to 1555 and encodes 408 amino acids.